AUGCUGAGCUUCCUUCAAAUUCUCCUUGCCACUCCGGCACUCGCUGCGGUGACCAGUUUCCCGGUCAUCCAAAGCAACCACGGACCUGUCAAGGGUGCAGCAUCGCCUUUCCGACACGGCGUAACUGUCUACAAGGGCAUUCCUUAUGCCGCACCUCCCACAGGCUCGAAGCGUUGGACUCCUCCCACCAAGCCAGACUCAUGGACUGAGACGCUCGAAGCAACUGAGUUCGGUCCCCAGUGUGCCCAGCCAUAUUCUGAGGCUGGUAUUUUCUCUUCUGGAAAGAACUCGACCAGCGAGGACUGUUUGACCCUAAACGUCUGGACUCCUACUUACAACACCACCUCCGCUACCGAGAUUAAGAACAAAAGCCUCCCCGUCUACGUUUGGAUCUUCGGCGGCCGGUUCGAAGGAGGGUCCGGAGAUGUCAUCACCUAUGAUGGAACCGGUCUUGCUUCCAAGGAUAUCAUUGUUGUCACUAUGAACUACCGCCUCGGUGCCUUUGGCUUCCUUGCUCACCCUGACCUGUCCACCGAGUCUGGACACAAUAGUUCUGGAAAUUACGGUAUUCUGGACCAGCAGUUUGCUCUCCGCUGGGUUCAAGAUAACAUUGCCAACUUUGGUGGAAACGCCAGCCAGGUCACUGUGGGUGGUCAGUCUGCGGGAUCUGCUAGUGCAUUGGAUAUGAUGUGGAGUCCUCUCAGCAGUGGUUUGAUCCACGGUGUCAUUGCCGAGAGCGGUGCUCGCGGACCUCAUGAUCCUGCCACCGGUAGUGUUGCUACCAGCUACAACACCAAAGAUGUUGCUGAGGAAUUUGGCGUCACUUUCCUGAAGACUAUGAACGUUUCGUCGAUUGCCGAGCUUCGCAAGCUCCCUAUGGCCGACCUUAUCGAUGAAGGCCAGUUGAUGGAAGACGAUUACUUUGACGGCACUGUCUUCUCUGACCUCUGGUCUGGACCUCCCCGCUGGCGUCCCGUUAUCGACGGCUAUGUGUUCCCUCACGGAUACGGCGAAUCUUUGGAGCUGGGCGCCCACGCUGACGUGCCCAUCAUGACUGGCAACAACAAGAACGAGAAUGAUGGAGGCGCCUCCACCGUUUCUGAUUAUAAGACCCUGUGGACAAAGGUGUUUGGCAACUACUCUUCUGAGUUCUUCUCUCUGUACCCCGCGAGGACGGACACCCAGGCCAGUGACAACAGCGACGCUGUACUUCUCGAUAUGGCCCGCGUUGGAACUUGGGAAUGGGCCGCUGAAUGGGCUGCCGGUGGUGCGAAGAGUGAUGUCUUCGUGUACUACUUCACCAAGGCUCCUGCGGAGAAUGAGGAGGGUGGCGCAUACCACGGUGCUGAGAUAUGGUAUGCUUUCAACAACAUUCCUUACUCGGACUACUCCAAUGUCACUUGGAAUGCUACCGAUUACAAGAUUGAAUCUGUGAUCUCUGAGUACUGGGCCAACUUUAUCCGCACGGGUAACCCCAACGGUGACGGCUUGGUCCAUUUCCCUCCGUCCUCCAGCAACUACUCUGCUAUGCACCUUGGCGAAUCUUUCGGCGCAGUUCCAAUCGCUGCGUCCAAGAAGCGCAUCAGCUUCCUCCGUCGCUGGAUGUCUACUUUGCACCAGUACUAA
This is a messenger RNA of Penicillium expansum, 1626 nucleotides long. RefSeq names its product carboxylesterase/lipase family protein. The transcript has a single exon. Lineage: Eukaryota; Fungi; Ascomycota; Eurotiomycetes; Eurotiales; Aspergillaceae. Bases 1 to 1626 code for a protein of 541 amino acids. The record is from RefSeq and is a predicted model, not a curated record.